UUUUCAUUUGCCUUCUCAGGGUAAAAGACUUAAUUUUCUGUGUCUUUAAAAGCCGAUUGUGAGAUGUUGUAGGCGAAAUUAAGCAUCAAGUGUGUCAACAAACUCUGUGUGGAAUGGAGUUUCCAGAAGAUUUCAACCAGCUCGAGCUGCUCGACACCCACGGACACCUGAUCCCCAGAGGGCCCACGAGUUCCUGGACGGCGAGCAAGGACGAGGAGGAGGACGUGGACGAGGAGACGCACAGCGAGGAGUGGUAUCAGGAAAAGGAGGACGCACUCAAAGACAACCCGAAGGAGCUCGUUCUCUGGGCAGCAGAGAAUAACCGCCUCACCACCGUCCUCCGUUUGCUGGCUGCCGAUCCUCUGCUGGUGCACUGCUGCGACGAGGACGGCUACACCCCGCUGCACCGUGCGGCGUACAGCGGCCACGUUGAAGUCGUGAAGACUCUUCUGGCCGCCGGCUCCGUGGUAAAUCACCGUACGGUCGACGGCUGGACGCCCCUGCACAGCGCCUGCCGAUGGAGCCACGUCGCCGUGGCGAGUUGCCUCCUGCAACACGGCGCCCAGCUUAACGCCCAGACCAACGGUGGCCUCACACCGCUGCACUUGGCCGCCUCCCACUCGAACUCCUCCAAGCCGAACACGGCGCACAUUUUAGAGUUCCUCCUCUCCAAGAGGAACCUGAAGCCUGCGCUCCGCAGCAGCAGCGGGGAAACGGCCCGCGACGUGGCCCGACGCAGCGGCCCGUAUCACUUUUUGUUUGAGAUGGUAGAGGACUGCAUUAACGCGGUCCCAUCUGUUACAGCAUCUUAAUCUGACUUGUUUUUAUGGAUUAUUCCAACUAGCUUUUAUGUUUCUUUGAGAUAAAGAAUCUUUGCAGCAUGAUGCGUUACCUGGGGAUGGUAUGGAUAGGAUGAGGUGGCACAAAAGUGACAUUUUGUCACAUCUUCAACACUUUUACUGAAUUGCUACAGGACUAAACUUUAGUCUUCUUGGUUCUUUCUUUUACCAGUGGAUUUCUCUUUUUCCACUCUUUCUAUAAAGAGCAGAUUGGUGGAGAGCACAGCAGAGCCGUACCUCUGCCAUCUACAGUAAGCACUACUUUUGUCAGUCUAUCACGUAAAAUCUGAAAAAAUUCAGUUAGUUUUGAAUACAAACUGAAAUGACCAACGGGUAUGAACCGUUCUGUAAGAUGUCUGAUUCAGUCAAAGUUGGGUCAGCCUGUGAAUGAACUACUUGUUUUGUUGUUGUAGCUGUAUGAUGGGUUAAAUAUGGUUAAAUGAAGCUACAAAUAAAGACUUGAAAUUGAACCUGG
Poecilia reticulata (guppy) is the source of this 1314-nucleotide messenger RNA. It is a transcript of the gene ankrd49, whose product is annotated as ankyrin repeat domain 49. Gene Ontology annotation, molecular function: protein binding. NCBI's taxonomy places the organism in Eukaryota, Metazoa, Chordata, Actinopteri, Cyprinodontiformes, Poeciliidae. The record is from RefSeq and is a predicted model, not a curated record.